ACUAACGCUAGAGGGAGCGCUCUCCCGUUUCAUCUCAAUGCGCAUGCGCAGACUUCAUUCCAUCCCGCUUGAGUGGAGCCAGAGAGGAGGGUAACGCCAGGCAGUUAGCAUAGCUACUAGCAAUGGCUCUUCAAAACAACACCUUUGCUCUUUACUGCUGUCAUUUGAACACAAUCCACGAGUGUUUUUGCACAUGAGGAACUAACAGCUGCAGAACAAUCCCGCAGACGUUUUGAGACGGAACGCGCUUUAUUUGUCGCUAUGCGAUGGGGACAGAGAGCUGUGGAUUUUUGCACGCAUCUUUGCAGGCGGCUGCUGCCCAAGCAGAGGAUGCUACUAGGCUAGCGGGCUAAGGCCUUUGCAUUCAACAGGAAAGCUUUAAUUUUGCACUACACGGCGACCUGAAUUCAAAACCGGAACGAUAUUUGCACUUAAACCAGAGCUUUGGGUGAUAUCCUGGUUUAAAUCAGAUCUCUGGUGACCUGUGUGCUUUUGUUUGUUGAUACUGAUAGCUGCUAGCUAGCUGAAGAUCGAGCAGCCACUGCAUUUCUUAGAUUGCUGACCGGUGUCGUUUAAAUUCUUUAACGCGACAUAAAGGCAGCAGGUAGAGGCGAUCGGAUCGGACAGAUCCGAGCAGUGUUGACGGUUCGUGUGUGUUGAUGCUGCACGUUAGCAGUGUGAAUGUGGGACAAAAUGGAGACCCCAAAGAUUCUGUACGAUUUGGACACGUCUGGGGGCCUAAUGGAGCAAAUUCAACAGCUUCUUGCUCCUCCGCGCUCCGAGGAUGGAGAGAAGCGACGGAAACCGGAAAGGGAGACACGAAGAGGUGGUCGAGCCACAAACCACGACACCUGCGAUAGCUGUCGUGAGGGAGGAGAUCUCCUCUGCUGCGAUCACUGUCCGGCAGCUUUUCAUCUGCAGUGCUGUAAUCCACCAUUGAGCAGAGAAAUGCUGCCCCCUGGUGACUGGAUGUGUCAUCGCUGCAGUGUCCGCAAAAAGAAGCGUGAGCAGAAGUCUGAGCAUGUGAAUGGGACGUUAGAGCGGCAGCUAUCCAAACGCUCGUCCUCCCCUGCAGCAGAGCUCGAGCUUGGCACGCUGCGUCUUGAUGGCCUUCCUUCGGCCGCAUCAGGAGGUCUGAGGCUGGCCGUUGCGCAGGUCCGCCUUCUCGAGCGCCGUGCGAGCAGCCGCCCGGGAACGCCCACCUCCAACGCCUCCACUGAGACACCCACGCCGUCGGAACACAACGAUGUGGACGAGGACCUGAUGGACGUCGACGAGGAGGUGCAGGGCUCUGAGCCCGAGAACGCCACGCCUCACCUGAAGAAACCUUUCCAGCUCCUGAUCGCCGCAGCCAUGGAAAGAAAUCCCACACAGUUUCAGUUGCCCACCGAGCUCACCUGCACCACUUCACUGCCUGGCAGCAGUAAGCGCAGGAGGAAAGAGGAGGCGUUCGGCAAAAAUGUCAAGAGGCCGCAACAUGAACUGGAUCCCAGUGGGCUGGUCCCUCUGCCGGUGAAAGUCUGCUUCACCUGUGGCAGGAGCUGCCGGGUAGCUCCUCUGAUCCAGUGUGAUUACUGCAUGCUCCUCUUCCACAUGGACUGCCUGGAUCCUCCUCUCACUGCCAUGCCUGCUGGGAGAUGGAUGUGUCCUAACCACGUCGAGCAUAUGGUGCUAAACCAAAAGAAUAUGACACUCAGUACACGUUGCCAGCUCUUUGAUCAGUUUCAAGACCGACUAUCCCAGCAUGCUGUAAAAGUGGACUUCCUGCGGUGGGUUCAUCGCCAAAACCACCCCAACCGCAGAGGUGCUCGCCACAUCAAAAAGAAGACAUUGAAGGUCCCCGUUGCCAUUAAAUGUCACUACCAAAACCCCCCUGUGUUGAUGAAUCAACUGGGCCUUCGAAAUGGAGAGCUGCUCCCGAAUGGCUUCAUGGUGCAAGACUAUGAUUCAUCCACCCAGCAUCUAUCUAGCGAAGAGGAACAAGAGGAGUGGCUUCGUCACGUCAUUGCACUUCAGUGCAGUAUUAUGAAACAUUUAUCUGCUAAGCAGAUGUCGUCAUCAUCCCACCGGGACUCGAAUCAAAUGGAUACAGUGGACGUAAAAACUCAAGAGUGUAUGGAGACGCAGGAGCUCAGCUCUCAUACUCCACUACCUGCUGGCUGCAUUCAUUCCAGCGACGCACCGGUUGGCCCCCAGGGGGCCCCUGUGCUGCCCUCUAAACAGCCUGAAGACUGUAAAGAAAGCCCUUGUCGGGGUGACGUUGGCAGAGUGAAUGGGCCAGUGGUGGGUGAGGAUCAAACCUGUGCGACGCCCAGGGGUCCCUCCGGACCACAAAUCCCACCACUCUCAGUACCAGCCCUGCCCAAUCAUGUAGACAUAAAGACUGAGAGCAGUAGUCCCAUCAGCUCCUGUAUGCAGAGAGAUGCUUCAUCUGCCAGCCUUGGCUCUGCUAUAGGGAAUUGCACUGGGCUGAACAGCAGCUUGACAGCUCAAACUAAAGAGAGCAAAAUUAACCCUGAUGUAAUGUCUGCUGGAAAUGGUUCUGCGCUCCCCUCUUCUAUAGGCAGCUUAUAUAGCUACAUCAAGAAUGCGGUUCAAGGUGAUGGAGAAGUGGAGUUGAAUAAGCUGGAUGAGGAGUUGAUCAGACUCCUGGCCUGGCAGAGAAUCCAACAGCUCCUUUCUCCCAAAACACUUUCACCCUCCAGUAAAUGUGGGAAUUCUCCCGUCAAUGCCGAUCUACCCAAACCCUCCCUUCAGCCUGACAUUCAGAAAAGGGACGUGCAAGCUCGAGCAGUACUGUGUCCUUUAACAGGAAAGGGAUCGGGUGUCAGUAUGUGCUAUAGGACUCUGUACAUAGGAACAGGUGCUGAUAUGGAUGUGUGCCUUACAAAAUAUGGUCAUUGUAAUUAUGUUUCUGGGAAACAUGCCUGCAUCUUUUAUGAUGAAAACACCAAGCAUUAUGAGCUUUUAAACUACAGCGAGCACGGGACAACUGUAGAUAAUGUGCUAUACUCGUGCGACUUCUCUGACAAACCAAACAUUUCUUCACCCGGCGCGCUUGCGUCCAAAGUACAAAACAGCAUUAAAGGUAAUAGGUCAAAGAAACCGCUGGGGGAGGUUUGUGCUGAAACGGUGCUGAUGCCUGCUGGUGCUAUGAUGAGCAGUCAGGCUCAAGGAGGACCGAAGUCACCCUGCAGCUGCAAAGCCAGCAGCUCCAGUCUGAUAGGGGGCAGCGGCGCGGGAUGGGAGGGCACAGCGUUACUCCACCAUAGCAGCUGCAUCAAAGUGGGCUGCAUGCAGUUUCUGUUCAGCAUCACAGAGUUUUCUAACAACCAGCCUAAGAAGGAAGAGACGCCCUCCACCGCUAUCCAAGAAGAGACUGAAGUGGUUGAAAUACAGACAAUUAAACUCCACCAAAUCCCAGUGGUACAGUCGAAGUCUGUAUCAUAACCCUUACUCUUAAAAACCAAUGGACAAUAAAGAGUUGAACUUAAGGGAAAAGAACUUUAAAUUGGUACCGAGGUAUUUUGAGGUCUGGGAUUUACGAACAGUGUUUGCACAUUUACAUUUCUACCAUUUUUUUUGUAUGCAAAACCUUUUUCCUGAGGAGCAGAUGUUUAAAGAUUCCCCUGAACCCCGACAACAACACAGCCUGUAUACUUUUGUGUUCGUACAAGUUUUUAUGUACUUUGAACAGUGUAUUUACUCAGAAUAUUUUAUUUUGUUAUAAGAAUGUAUUGUUCUUUUUUCUGCAGUUUUUGCACCUUAGGCAACUUUAUGCAGAGAUGCAUACAUGUGCAAAAGACCUUUGUAGGAUUUACUAGCAGGAUCUUUGACCGUUCUAGUUUUCAUCUGUAACCGUUCGUUUAUAGUUUUAGAGCCUCUGCGACCUUAGUUGUGAAGUUCAUUUGUGUAUAAAUCUAAUUGUCCAACUCUAAAUUUAGUCUCUCGUGUAUAUGAGACUGAAGUUAUAUCGAGUCAGUAAGAUGACCUCUGACAUGUGUCAUUACAUUGUAAAUAUAUAAAGAUUUUUAAAGAAGAGUAUUUUAUGGUGUUUGUGUAUGCAAAAACGUAAAUCCAUGUUCCCAACAUUUUGAAAUUAACCUCUUUAAAAAAUUGCAGCUUAACCUGGAAGUUAGCUGUUCCUUGCAGAAAAACCCAUAUUUGGAUUAUCGCAAAAAUAAGAUUUGUGUUUAACAAAAGUUUGACAUUUACGUGUUUUUUCACAGAUGAACACGACUUUUAUAAAGUUUUAAGUCAAAGUUUGGCUUUAUAUAUUUCUAGUAAACGCACUUCGAAAUUCAUAGAAUUUGUAUUCAUCUGUAAAGAUGAGCUUUUUAUGUUUUUUCAAAAUUGAAGUAUAUUAAAAUGCCUGUCUCUAAAGCACUCUGAUGUACACUUUAUAAAGCUGAAAAGAGCUGGGAUAAUAUU
This is a messenger RNA of Paramisgurnus dabryanus, 4431 nucleotides long. RefSeq names its product PHD finger protein 12b (gene phf12b). Gene Ontology annotation, biological process: negative regulation of transcription by RNA polymerase II. Gene Ontology annotation, cellular component: Sin3-type complex; nucleus. Gene Ontology annotation, molecular function: transcription corepressor activity; protein binding. The record is from RefSeq and is a predicted model, not a curated record. NCBI's taxonomy places the organism in Eukaryota, Metazoa, Chordata, Actinopteri, Cypriniformes, Cobitidae.